This is a messenger RNA of Pyrenophora tritici-repentis Pt-1C-BFP, 264 nucleotides long. The record is from RefSeq and is a predicted model, not a curated record. Lineage: Eukaryota; Fungi; Ascomycota; Dothideomycetes; Pleosporales; Pleosporaceae.
AUGCGCUUUCUCUCUCGGUACUGGUGCUCACCGCGCAUUAUCCAACUUUGCCAUGUCGGUACUGGAUUCCAUCCAGUCGAUGCCAUCCACCACUGCCGUGAUAACUUUGGCGCCAAGAUGGCGCAGACCGUAUUCUCCCGUUCGCACGUUCUGAACGACAGUUCGACUUUUGCAAACUUUCUCAACGAGUUACUCGGCCCUUCUGCUAGCUAUUACAAGCCUAUCAUCGGCGACCCGUUCGGCAGCCUCAUACACCGAAGCUAG